Messenger RNA from Clunio marinus, 345 nucleotides. Lineage: Eukaryota; Metazoa; Arthropoda; Insecta; Diptera; Chironomidae. The record is from the annotation of a GenBank genome assembly.
AUGAAAACUCUUACGGUGCAGUUUGAAAAUCUUUGGAUUUUAAGACCAUACUUCAAUCAAGCAGUCAAUAAACAAAUGUUGAAAAAUCCUUUAUUUGCAAAAUCUUACAGAGUGGUGAAAAUAUGUCGAGCAGGAAAGAUCAUAAUUGUUUAUAAUGAAGCCAGUUAUGACUUCGAAGAGCAAUUAGAUACAUCAGUCAAGAAUGUGUUUAUCAAUCUCGAUUUGUCUAUGUCGUAUGUUAAACCGCAACAUCUUCUCAUUAAAAUGAUUUCGCCUUGUUCAGCCAAAUUAAGUUCAUAUUUUUUUCAUCACGAUAUCACAAGAAAAAUGUUGCAAAUCAGCUAA